ACUUUCUGUUGGUAAUGCUUUGAGUGCACCUGGCACUGAUUGAUGAGACUGUCAUUUGGUUCAGCUGGCUUACUGCUAAUUGCUGAGUCAUUGUGUGUUCCACAGGAGAGACAUUGCGUCUCAUAUCUUCCUUCUAGUUAUGGCAAAGUACAGGUGAUGUCGUGGAGUGUGGGAUCUGGUAGCAGGAUGACAUUCGCCAAGCUCCUCCUUCCCUUCUUUAUUCUACACUCCUGUGAUGGAUCCAAUCAGCCGCCUCGUUUCCUGAACUACUUCUUCUCCACGUACCUUCUCAUCUAUGAAGAUAUGCCUGUUGGUUCAUCUGUGGCCCAGCUCAAGGCAAGCGACCCCGAGGGGGAACCCCUCAUGUAUGGGGUUUCCGGAGAGGAAGCCAUGCGGUAUUUUUCCGUGAACAAAGACACUGGUGUUGUGUGGCUUCGACAGCAGCUCGAUCGAGAGACCAAGUCAGAAAUGCAAGUUGAAUUCUACGUGAGUGACAUCCAAGAGGUGGUCAAAGACACAGUCAACAUUCAGAUUGGAGAUGUGAACGAUAAUGCACCCAUUUUCCAUGGGCAGCCUUACACCGUCCAUAUCCCAGAGAAUACACCAGUGGGCAAAUUAGUUUUCAUGGUCAACGCGACAGAUCCAGACCAGGGCACCGGAGGCAGUGUUCUCUUCUCCUUCCAACCAACUUCUCCCUUCUUCAGCAUCGAUGGAGCCCGAGGCACUGUCACUGUCAUUAAACCUCUGGAUUUUGAGACUACCUCAGCCUACCAGCUCACUGUCAACGCCACAGAUCAAGAUAAAGCAAGACCUCUGUCUCGGCUUGCCAACUUGGCUAUUACCAUUACGGACGUCCAGGACAUGGACCCUAUUUUCACCAAUUUGCCCUACAGUACCAACAUAGAGGAAGACGUUCCACUGGGUUACGAAGUGCGCAAGAUAACUGCCAUCGACCAGGAUUUGGGAAGACCGAGAGGGAUCGGCUACACCAUCAUUUCAGGGAACACCAACAGUGUUUUUGCCCUGAACUACAUCAGCGGUGCCCUGACAGUCAAUGGCCAGUUGGACAGAGAAAACCCACUUUACUCAGCAGGAUUCACGCUGACUGUCAAGGCCACGGAGCUGAAAGAAGACCGCAGUCCAUCAGAUGCCACAGUGAGGACCACCUUUACCAUUUUGCUCAUUGACAAGAAUGACAAUGCCCCAAAGUUCAACAGUUCUGAGUACCGCGUCCGCAUCACUGAACUCGCCCAGGUGGGCUUUGCACUGCCGCUCUUCAUCCAGGCUGAAGACAAGGAUGAGGGUGUAAACAGUAUGUUCCAGGUGUUCCUGACAGGGAACAAUUCAGAAUACUUCACCAUCUCCCCCACGGCUGUCCAGGGGCGGGCCGACAUCAGAAUGAGGGUUGCCAUGCCUCUAGACUAUGAGCGCAUCCGCAGCUACAGUUUCUCUCUCUAUGCCAAUGAGUCCAUGUCUGAUCAUGUGGGAUUCGCCCGUGUUUUCAUUGAUCUUAUCAAUGAGAAUGACAACAGACCCAUCUUCAGCAAAUCACUCUACAACAUCAGCCUCCCUGAAAGCACACCGAGUGGAACCUCACUGCUUCGUAUCCUGGCUACAGAUGGAGACGUUGGCACAUUUGGUAUCGUGCGUUACUACUUCAGCGAUGAGCCAGACCAGUUUUCACUAGAUGCCGAAACAGGCUGGGUGAUUCUAAGGUCCAAUUUGGAUUACGAGUUGAUGCGUCGCUUCACGCUGACUGUGCUGGCGAGGGAUGGAGAUGGGGAGGAAACCACUGGCAGGAUCCGAGUCAACGUGCUAGACGUAAACGACAAUGCACCAGUCUUCCAGAAGGAGGCGUAUGUGGGCUCGCUCAGAGAGAACGAACAGGCUGUCCAGCCGGUCGCCCGAGUCAGGGCAACGGAUGAGGAUUCUCCACCUAACAACUUCAUCACUUACACCAUCAUUUCCGUCUCAGCUUUCCCUGAUUUCUUCAGCAUCAUCAUGGUGGAAGGCUAUGCAGUUAUCAGUGUAACCAGGCCUCUGGACUACGAGAAGGUCCCUGGUGGGACAAUCCAUUUGACAGUGAUGGCCAAAGAUGGGGGAAACCCAGCUCUGAAUAGUACUGUCCCUGUCACAGUGGAGGUGAUUGAUGAAAACGACAACCCACCCAAGUUCAGCAAGCCAUCCUACAUCGUCAAGAUUCCCGAGAAUAUUAAUGCUGGAGCUACAGUGCUAAUCGUCAAUGCCACUGAUUUGGACGCCUCCCGAGAGUUCGGACAGGCUUCACUCAUCUACUCCCUGGAGGGAUCCUCCCAGUUCCGUCUUAACUCACGCUCGGGAGAGAUCACCACCACGGCCUUGCUGGACCGAGAGCUGAAGUCGGAGUACAUCCUCAUUGUCAGAGCUGUCGAUGGAGGCGUGGGUCCGCAACAGAAGACUGGCAUCGCUACGGUGAACAUCACCAUCCUGGACAUUAAUGACAACGCCCCCCAGUGGAGGGAUGAGCCGUACCAUGCCAAUGUGGUGGAAAUGAGCCCAAUAAACACAGACGUCAUAUCUGUGCUGGCAGUAGACCCUGACAAUGGGGGGAAUGGCACUGUGGUGUACAGUAUCAGUUCAGAAAACCCAUUCUACACCAUAAACAGCAACACCGGGAAGAUUCGCACUAGUGGAGUCACCCUAGACCGGGAAAGCUCCAACCCAGGGGACAAAAUUCUCAUGAGGACCAUCAUCGUGUCUGCUGCUGACCGAGGUACACCUCCACUGCGUGCGUCGGUGAGCACCACAGUAUUUGUCAACUUGCUUGACCUGAAUGACAACGACCCAGCCUUUGUCAACCUACCUUUUGUGGCUGAAGUACCAGAAGGACUCCCUGUGGGAUCAUCAGUGUUUAAGAUUCAGGUGGAAGACCCUGAUGAAGAUAAGAAUGGUUUGAUUACCAUGGCGUUGCAGAUGGGUAUGCCGCGUUUGGACUUUUCCCUGAACACCUCUACAGGAAUUCUCACUUCAUCUGCAAUCCUUGAUCGGGAGCAGAUCGGACAGUAUCAUUUGAGGAUUAUCGCAUACGAUGCAGGGAAAUUCCCUCGCACUUCCACUUCAACCCUCACUGUCACUGUCCUAGAUGUGAAUGACGAGACGCCCACCUUCAACCCUCGUGUAUACAACGUGUCCCUGAAGGAGAGCGUUCCGAGAGACCACAUUGUAGCACGCCUCAUUUGCUCUGACGACGACGCUGGCCUCAACGCCGAACUUAGCUACUUCAUCACAGGUGGGAAUCAGGAUGGUAAAUUCAGUGUUGGGUUCAGGGACGGCAUUGUGAGGACAGUGGUUGGCCUUGACAGAGAAACCCAGGCAACAUACACUCUGGUUGUAGAAGCCAUAGACAACGGUCCAGCGGGCAGCAGGAGGACAGGCACAGCCACCGUGUUUAUAGAGGUGCAGGAUGUUAAUGACAACAGACCCAUCUUCCUCCAGAACAGCUAUGAGACCAGCAUACUGGAGACUGUGCCGCAGGGAGCAAGCAUUCUCCAGGUACAAGCUACAGAUGCAGACCAGGGAGAAAAUGGCCUUGUCCUCUACAGGAUUGUCACUGGAAACAGUCACAACCUGUUCAGCAUCGACAGACAAACAGGGUUGCUGACCAGAGGCCCCCGGGCUUUGGACAGGGAGACGAGCAGCUCUCAUGUGUUAGAAGUGGAAGCCUACAACAGUGAUGAGGGCAGCAUGAGGAGCUCUGUGAGGGUGAUUGUAUAUGUGGACGAUACCAAUGAUGAGGUGCCAGUAUUUACACAGCAACAGUACAACCGCCUUGGCCUUCGGGAGACGGCUGGCAUUGGCACCUCUGUGAUUGUGGUUCGUGCUACCGAUCCUGACACCGGCGAUGGUGGAGCGGUAGCUUACGCUCUUGUGUCUGGAUCGGAUCGCAAGUUUGAAGUGGAUGUCAGCACAGGCCUGGUUACCACAGUGGACUAUCUGGACUAUGAGACCAAGACCACCUACCUGAUGAAUGUCUCAGCCACUGACCAGGCGCCACCGUUCCACCAAGGCUUCUGCACGGUCUAUGUCACUCUCCUCAAUGAAUUAGAUGAGGCGGUGGCCUUCUUCUCGGCUGGUUACGAAGCGUCACUGCAUGAGAAUAUCGCCACAGGGACAGAGGUGGUUCAGGUGCAGGCCCAGUCAGCUGACAAUUUGAACCAGCUGACUUAUAGAUUUGAUCCUGAUACAUCUCCUGCAGCCCUGGCCCUCUUCAAGAUAGACAGCGUCACAGGUCGGAUCACAGUUACAGGUCUGCUGGACAGAGAGAAAGGUGACAUGUACACCUUGACUGUCGUAGCUGAUGAUGGAGGACCUAAAAAAGACUCAACUGUGGUAAGGGUGUCAAUCACCAUACUGGAUGAGAAUGACAACAGUCCGGAGUUUGACAUUACAUCUGAUACUUCAGUGGACAUUCUAGAAAAUACCCCCAUGGGGAAGAAAGUGGCUGUAGUGCUGGGAAGAGAUAGGGAUGCUGGACUUAAUGGGCUGGUCAACUUUACUCUAGUGGCAGGCAAUAUGGAAGAUGUGUUUAAGAUCAAGACAGUGAAUCACACCUACGGGGAGGUCUUCGUCAAUGCUGCUCUGGACAGAGAGGCUGUGGAUCGCUACCUGCUCAAGGUGCGUGCCAUGGACAACGGUUCACCUCCCAGACACACAGACCACUCCCUCACCAUCAAUAUCCUCGACGUCAAUGACAAUGCACCUGUUGUUGAGAGUCAAAGAGGCUACAACGUCAGCAUAAGUGAGAAUGUUGGAGGAGGCACAUCAGUCCUGCGUGUCAUGGCUACGGAUCGGGACACCGGCCCAAAUGCCAUGCUGUUUUAUUACAUCACUGCCGGAAACCAAGACCUGACUUUCCGCAUGGACCGCAUGACAGGAGAGAUGGUCACACGGCCCGCCCCUCCUGAUCGAGAGCGUCAGCAGGAGUACCGACUCAUUGUGACUGUCGAGGAUGACGGCACGCCUCCUUUGUCGACCUCCACCACCAUCAACGUUCACAUUGUGGAUGAGAAUGACAACGCCCCAGAAUUUCCCGAGGAGGAGUACGUCACAGUGCUGAGCGAGGGUCCAGACACAGUGGGCGCCACCAUCGCUACAGUGACAGCCAUUGACCCUGAUGAGGAUCUGAAUGGCACCUUAAGAUAUGCCAUUACUCAGGGUAACCUGGGACAAACGUUUCACAUCAACAGCAUUACGGGGAGGAUUACAGCUGUGAAGGAGCUGGACUAUGAGAUCAGUAAUGGACACUAUGCACUGGUGGUCACAGCGACGGAUCAAUCACCCAAUCCUGCUCUUCGACUGACUUCUAGCACAACAGUGCUGGUGAAUGUCUUAGACGUGAAUGAUGUAACGCCCACUUUCCCCAGGGCCUAUGAAGGCCCCUUUGAAGUGACUGAGGGCCAGCCAGGUCCUCGGGUUUGGACACUCAGAGCCAGUGAUGAAGACUCAGGACUGAAUGGGAAAGUGGAAUACAUCAUCACCGGUGGAGAUAAUCAAAAUGAGUUUAUGGUUUCUCCCGUGGAGGGGGAACUUCGAGUGAGGAAAGAUAUCGAGUUGGACAGAGAGACCACCGCCUUCUACAACAUCACUAUCACGGCCCGAGACCUGGGCACACCAUCACGUAACAGCUCGGUUGUAGUCGGGGUCUAUGUCCGAGACAUCAACGACAAUGACCCCGUCCUCCUAAACCUGCCUUACAACACCAGUGUGAGUGAGGGGGCCUCUAUACAUACAUCCGUGGCCCGAGUCCGAGCUAGAGAUGCGGACAGUGGGCGAAAUUCACUGCUCUCCUACAACAUCACCUCCGGCAACCGGGAUGGAGCAUUCUACAUCAAUGACACAUCAGGUGUGGUGCAGGUGAACAGACCACUGGACAGAGAGCGAAUGGCUGAGUACAGACUUACGAUCACUGUCAAAGAUAACCCAGAGAAUCCUCGCAUUGCUCGCAGGGAUUCAGACAUCUUGGUCAUAACCAUUCUGGAUGAGAAUGACAACAGGCCUGUGUUUAGCAGGAACAGUUACAGGGCUGAGAUAACAGAGAACUCUGCAGCAGGUAGUACUGUAACGGUGUUGAAUGGGCCCAUUCUGGCAGUAGACAAAGAUAUCGGACCCAAUGCUGUGGUGAAGUAUCGCCUGCUGGGAGCCCGGGUAGACCUUUUUACUGUGGAUGCCAACACUGGUGUUAUACAUGUGCAGCAGGGAGCCAAGUUGGACCGUGAGGCGUAUCAGGAGCCUCGGAUAGAGUUGGUUCUUGUCGGGGAGGACAUUGGAGGAUUAAACAGCAGUGUUCCUCUCACAGUAACAAUUCUGGACCAGAAUGACAACCCACCUUUUUUCAGUCCUUCCAGUUUCAGUGUUAGACUCCCUGAGAACAGCCCUACUGGUGUGGUGGUGACCCAGUUGUCCGCCAUCGAUGCCGACUCCGGCUCUAACGGCUGGGUCAUGUACCGCUUAGUCAGCGGUGCUCAGGAUCGCUUUGUAGUUGAUGCCGUUUCUGGUGCCGUUCUGGUUGGCAACACCACCCUUGACAGGGAGGAGCGUGGGUCCUAUCGCCUGGUUGUCAUGGCAACAGACCGUGGCACGCCACCUAUGUCUGGCACGGCCACUCUGACGGUCAUUCUUGAUGACGUCAAUGACUCACGCCCCCGUUUUAUAGAACCCGUAACCAUGAUAAAUGUCAACGAGUCCACACCGCCUGGGGUGGUGGUCGCCACGUUGACUGCUGAGGACCCCGACCUGCAUCCCCGGCUGGAGUACUACAUCAUUUCAGUGGAGGCGAAGGAUGAUGGUAACAACCCUGUAGAAGGCCUGCAGGAGUCCUUUGGCAUUGACUUACACACCGGUGCUGUGUUCGUACGAAACCCUCUCAACAGAGAGCAGGUAGCGACCUUCGAGAUUAUUGUGUCUGUCCACGACAAUGCCAGUGAUGUUAUUGACAAGUCUGGCAGCGUCCCAAAUGCAAGACUAACCAUCAAUAUUUUGGAUGUAAACGACAACGCUCCUCGUUUCCGGCCCUUCGGAGUGACCAACUUCACAGAGAAGAUUUUAGAAGGAGCGCAACCAGGCACAACAUUGUUGUCAGUGUCCGCUGUGGACCCGGACAAAGGCCCCAAUGGUCAGGUCAUCUAUCAGCUGCUACACUUACCACGAGGGGGCUAUGUCAGACUGGAGGACCCCUCCACUGGUAAAAUCGUAGCAAACCAGACGGUGGAUUUUGAACAAGUUCAAUGGCUGAAUUUCACAAUUCGAGCACGAGACCAUGGAAGUCCUCCCAGGAUUGCUGAGCUUCCCGUUUAUCUCCGUAUUGUGGAUGUCAAUGACAACAACCCAGUCUUCUUACAACCGUCAUAUCAGGAGCCUGUUUUUGAAAAUGUGAACCUCGGCACAACUAUCGUUCGUGUCAGUGCCACAGAUGCUGAUUCGGGCCUAUUUGCUGUUGUUGAGUACAGCCUGGUAGACGGGGAGGGCAAGUUUGGCAUCAGACGGACCACUGGCGAGAUCUACAUCCUCUCCCCGUUGGAUAGAGAGACCAAGGACCACUACACCCUAACCGCUGUUGCCCGUGAUAACCCUGGCGGCACCUCCAACAACAGACGCGAGAACUCUGUCCAGGUCCUCAUCACAGUUCUCGAUGUCAAUGAUUAUCGACCACGUUUCUCCGAGCGAGCGUUCACCACCAGCGUGUUUGAGAAUGAGCCCAGCGGAACGUCGGUGAUCACAGUGAAAGCUACCGACCUGGAUGAAGGCGAGAACGGUGCAGUGCUCUACAGCAUGCUGGGAGCCCAUGCAGAUGCCUUCUCCUUGGACCCAAACACAGGCCUGGUGCGUUCUCGCCGUCUGCUUCAGUCGUCUGAGAGCUUCAACCUGACUGUGGUGGCCACGGAUCAGGGGCGCCCCCCUCUGUGGACGACCGCAGACCUCAUCAUAACAGUCAUAGACGUCAAUGAUAACAGGCCUAUAUUUGUCAGACCUGCUAAUGGGACCAUCAUACAUAUCUCAGAGGAGCAGCCUCCAGGCCUCCCGGUGUACGAAGUGUAUGCAACCGACUCCGACGAGGGGGUGAACGGAGAGGUGCGCUACGGCUUCCUGCAGACAGGAGCAGGCAACAGAGACUGGGAGAACUUCCACAUUGACGCCACGUCUGGAGUCAUUACGACGACAGUCAAACUGGACAGGGAGAAGCAGACCCUCCUCAGUCUUAUCAUUGUGGCCCGGGACAUGGGCCAACCGGUGCCUUACGAGACCACGCAGCCUCUGCAGGUGGCGCUGUUGGACAUCGAUGACAACGAGCCAGUCUUUCUCAAACCCCCACGUGGCAGCCUGCCUUACCAGAAGCUGACCGUGCCUGAGCACUCCCCUCCAGGGACGGUGGUGGGGAAUGUGACCAGAGCUGUGGAUGCUGAUGAAGGCUCCAAUGCAAUUGUUUAUUACUUUAUCGCAGGAGGAAACAGCGAUGGAAACUUUGGCUUGAGUAUAGACGGUGAGCUAAAGUUGUAUCGGGAACUGGAUCGCGAGGAGAACCCAGUCUAUACCAUUAUUAUCAAAGCCUCCAGUAACAAGAGCUGGAGUCCUUCCAGGGGUCAAAGGGCAGCACGGGCACGGGCCCUGGACCCUGCUCGAGACCCCAGUCUGCUUGAGGUCCGCAUUGAACUGGAAGACAUCAAUGACCAGAAACCGCGAUUUUCCAAAGCAGAAUACACUGCAGGAGUUGCUGCUAAUGCUAAAGUGGGCUCAGAGCUGAUCAAAGUUGUGGCGAUAGACAAUGACAUCGGCAACAACAGCUUGGUCCAGUAUCACAUUGUUACCAUCCGUUACUUCCAGUCUCAGAGCAACGGCAGCGAGGACGUCGGCAGCAUCUUCACCAUCGGUUUAACAGACGGCAUCAUCCGCACCUAUGACCUUUUCACGGCUUACAAUCCCGGAUAUUUUCAGCUAGAAAUUUUGGCAUGUGACCUGGCCGGACACAGCACUACCACUAAUGUAAACAUCUACAUCCUACGGGACGACCAGAGGGUCAAAAUCGUCUUCAAUGAGAUCCCCGAUUUGGUCCGUGAGAACCAAGAUGAUUUCAUUAAUCUUCUGUCCAACAUCACUGGAGCUAUCGUCAAUUUAGAUGACAUCCAGUUUCACGUGGACAAGAAGGGCAGGGUGAAUUACGCCCAGACUGACAUGCUGGUCCACGUGGUCAACAAUCAGAGCAACACCAUCCAAGAUGUUGAAAGAGUGAUCCAGAUGAUUGAUGAAAACAAGGAGCAGCUGAGAAACCUGUUCAGGACGUACAACGUGGUGGAUGUGCAUCCCGCCGUCAGUGGCACGCUUCCCGAUGACAUCACCACGCUGCAGCUGGUCAUCAUUAUUCUGGCUGUGCUGCUGUGCCUGGCAGGGAUAUUGUUUGUCUCUAUUAACUGGCAUUAUCGCAGAGUGCAUCAGAGGAAGCUCAAAGCUAUCGUCGCUGGAUCAACAGGGAACCAGGGAUUAAUGGAUAUUCUGGACAUGCCCAACACCAACAAAUACUCCUUUGAGGGAGCUAAUCCAGUAUGGCUCGAUCCAUUCUGUCACAACCUGGAGCUGGCUGCUCAGGCGGACCAUGAAGACGACCUCCCCGAGAACCUGAGUGAGAUAACAGACCUGUGGAACAGCCCUGCACGCACUCAUGGAACUUUUGGUCGUGAACCUCAAGCCAAACCAGAUGAUGAUCGCUAUUUGAGAGCGGCCAUUCAGGAGUAUGACAACAUCGCCAAACUGGGCCAGAUCAUGAGGGAGGGGCCUAUCAAGGGCUCCCUCCUCAAAGUGGUCCUGGAUGACUACCUGAGACUGAAAAAACUCUUUGCAGCCAGACUCGUCACAGUCUCCACCAGUCAGGGAGACCACUCGUCAGUCACGGAGCUGAUCCAGAGUGAUCUGGACGAUGACGAGGAUGAGCGUGUGAGCAUAGGCGGUCGCGGAACACUGCGCUUCAAACACAAGCUUCCUGUGGAGUUGAAGGGACCGGAAGGUGUGCACGUGGUCCACGGCAGCACGGGUACUCUGCUCACCUCCGACCUCAACAGCCUGCCAGAGGACGACCAGCGAGCUCUGGCACGUUCUUUAGAGGCUCUAAAUGCGGACGGUGGACUUUAUUCAGAGCGCAACGCCCGCACCGAGUCGGCUAAGUCAACUCCGAUGCAUCGUCACAAGGACGGGGAGAUAACGCAGAGCCCUCUGGAGAUCACCGAGUUAUGACUAGCCGAGGCCUCGCUGGUCUGAGCUCAAUCAUGACUCAAGUGUGUGUGCUUGUGUCUCCACACCGCCACCCUGACCCUGUUGGGAAGGCAUGACCAAGACCUGAGGAGGACCACUGCGCGAGUGGUUUUGUCCCUCAACAGUUGGGUUGGUUUAACUGGGUUGUGCUUCAAGAGCAGCUUCUGAAGGAGUGUAAUCGGUGGAUCAGCAUGUCAUCAACUUUCAUCCAAAGAUCACAAUGGAUAAAGAAUCCUACAGGAAGAGACUUGUACAACUAAAAGGUGCUGCUUUCUGACUUGUUCUUCUGAAGGCACACUUGGACUGCAUCAACUCACACCAACACAAAUGCACACACUCGAAAAAAAAUAGAAGCUCCUCACACUCAGACCAGCGAAUGGCCUUCAAUGGGACAAUGAAUAUUCAAAUUCCUAAUCAUAUUCUGAGUUUAUUUGCAAGUGUAAAAACAGUGUUGGUGGAGUGCAGAUGGAAUAUGAAGAUUUUUAUUUUAGUGAUGUUGGAAAUGCGAUGAUGCAGUCAACCGCGACGCCUCAAAAUACCCAGUGAUGCUUGAAAAAUAACAUUUUCCAUCUGCUUUGUGGAAGUAGUUGGAUCAAUAAACAACUGGCCAAGAGGCAACAUGCGGGUCCACUUUUCCGUCUUAAGCAUGUUUGUGGCAUACAUGGGAGACCUCUUAAAAGGGACUAUAUGCAACUUGCUCCAAAUUACCUUUAUUUUUUUUUAAACCCAAAAAUAUAAGACCACCACCACCGACUAGCAUAUGUUACCAAUAGUGGUUAAAAAAUAUAUACAAAUCAAACGGCGUAAAAAUAAUCAGUUAUAUGUCAAUUAUUGUCCAUAGCGUGUGCAAAUACAUAGAAGCGACCACCAAUAUGAAGUGAUUGUAUGGUUAUUAUAGGCCAUACAUUCAAUGGAAGCUAGAGUUAAUUUGUCAAAAUGCUGUCAUGAACUGACAAGCUGAAUGAGUGUGUGUGCGUGUUUCGUACUCACAGCAGGAAGAGGUGGGAUAUACUGUAAUGUUUUUUUCAAUGUUGGCGCGCUCUAGGCACCUGGAUGAACCUGCUGCAUACAGUCCCUUUAAAGAUGGCGGGGUAUGGAAGCAAUGAUAUGGCAAUGUCAGUAGUUUAACAAAGUCUGAUAAAUGAAACAAGUAUGAAUCGUAUUUGUCAUAUGAAGAUGGCAGCAUGCCCACAAAGAUUUACACUGCCACCAGAAGGGAGUUAGUCAUGCUCAAGUAGAGCAAUAUUUGCUUUAUUUUUUUAUUUUAAGAAAAAAUAUUGAAGUGAAGGUAUUUUUAAAGACGAAUGCCUGCUGACUGACAGGCAGGUGAUUAUUAUGUCUGUUGGAGUAUGUGUAAAUUGUGCAAUCGUGUUUUUUCUUUUCUAUGACAGUGUUUCUGAUGAGUGGUGUGUUUUUAAAGUUAAUUUUUAUAUUUCCAUUUCAUGAUUUCUUAUUUUCUUUGUCAUUACUGUCACCAGCCCUGAGAUCUGUGAUAAUAAAAUAUGCAAGUCUGUCACAUUGGUGGACAGGAUGAUGGGAAUGCAAAAACAUUUUCUUCAUGAUUUAAAACAAGUAAAAAAGACGUCUAUACAAAUAUUUGUAUUGUAAACUAGCAAGUGGAAAGAAAAUGUUGAACGUCAGCCAGUGGCACAGCCUAGAAAGUAUUGCCAUCUAGUGGUUGUAAAAAUAAACACAAAAGAGAGAGUUUGUAACCACACCAAAUCCAUUGAUUUAUUUCCAAGUUGUAUAGAAAAGUCAUCCA
Doryrhamphus excisus (bluestripe pipefish) is the source of this 12037-nucleotide messenger RNA. Lineage: Eukaryota; Metazoa; Chordata; Actinopteri; Syngnathiformes; Syngnathidae. The record is from RefSeq and is a predicted model, not a curated record.